This is a messenger RNA of Darwinula stevensoni, 1142 nucleotides long. The record is from the annotation of a GenBank genome assembly. Lineage: Eukaryota; Metazoa; Arthropoda; Ostracoda; Podocopida; Darwinulidae.
UGUCGUCUGCUAGCGGCAUGAUGGCAGCGUGCCUGCGACCAGAGCCACGUCACGUGGACUCGUUCUGCCCGUUCUGUAGGGUUGAGUGCCGUUGGCGUAACUGUCAGGUUUGUCUGCUUUUGCCUGUGGUAGGUUGGAGAUCUACUUGCGAUGAAGCAGGUGGAUACUUUUCGUUAUCCGCUGAAUCUGCACGAAGAUUCCUCUGACGAUGAAGAUACAACAGGCGUAACGUCAGGCACGACAGAGGAGGAAACUUCGUCGAUACAGGAGAAUUCACCGCGUGAAAUCCUUGAGAACGAUAGUCACCAGAUCAAUCCAAAAAUCGAACACAUUCCCAAUGAGGAACUGUUUGUGGUGGAUUCAAGAGCUCCAACUGUGCUUAGUGCUACUUCAUCCCACAGUGACAGUGAUACUGAUGAAGAGCAGGGUGAUGAAUCUUUAGAUCCCAUUCAGCAACAAGAAAAGGAGAAGAGAACAGUCAAGUUGUCCAGCUCAUUGCAAGUUUCCAGAAAGCUGAAGAAGCAUUUGUACAUCAACCCAGCACCAACGGAAGGAUGGAAGAGUGCAAGUCAACUGAUAUCCCUUGCCAAAAAGUUGUGUAAACCAGAUGAGUUAAUGAAAAACUCUGUCAUUCAACCUGGAUUUGAACAGAAGGAGGCAGUACCUUCCUAUUCAGAAUCCAGGAGAAAGCUGGCAAUUCUCCGAAAGAUAGAACGGGCAAAGACAAAAGGAGAGAAGUGGUACCAUUUACCUGCCACAGAACUGACAGAUGAAAUUAAGAGAGAUCUUGAAGUCAUUCAGAUGCAGAAUGUCUUGGAUCCCAAGCGUUUCUAUAAGAAGAAUGAUCUCAAGGCUCUUCCCAAAUACUUUCAGAUUGGGAAAGUAGUUGAAGGGCCUGCUGAUUUCUAUCAUGCUCGAAUCCCUAAGAAGGAGAGGAAGAGAACAAUAGUGGAAGAGCUCCUAGCUGAUUCUGAAUUCCAAAGAUAUCGAAAGAGGAAAAUGGCUGAGAUCGAAUUGAAGAAACACCGACGCCCCACAGGAGCUCAUCGGCAUGCAAAGAGACUGAAGCAAAAGAAAAAGAGAUGAAAUGAUUUAAAUUCUUGGUUCUUUUUUUAUUGAAGAAUUAAACCACAUUUCAUGGC